AUGCCUCAAGACGGUCUGAGAUCGGCUGUGUACAGAUCAUUUGUCAUAUGUGAUGAUCCAAAAGGCGUAAUUGAAUGUAAAACGAUCAGAAAAUCCAAAACCAAUCCUAACAGAUCAGAUGAAAAAGGCAAAAGUCGAAGAAAUCCUAGGAAUUUGAAUUCCUCUUCUGCAUUCAAAGAAGAAUCAAUGAAGAUGGGCUCAAAAAAUGUCACAGAAGAAGAUUCACAUAACCCGUGGUCUGUGGGGAUGACAAUUGAUGGGCAUUCUAAAGAAAUUGCGAAAGAUUUGUUGAAAGGAGCUCUUGAUUUGCAAGGGUCUUUGAUCAUGCUUGGAAAACUACAAGAUAAGUUGUGGGAAAAUCGAAAGGAAAAAUCCAGGGGAGACAGAAUUGGUGAAGUGGGGAUUGAAAGAACAAAAUCCCAUCACUUCCAAGAUCAUGAUUCCCAAAUGGGAUUUGAGAAACUGGGAUUUUCUGCUGAUGGGUGUUCGAGGGAUUGUUUUGACGAGCUUAGGACUGUGAUCAGAGAUGGUCUUGCUAGGCAAAAUCUUUUGCUGCCCAGUUGCACUGAAAAAAAGGCUUACUGUGAUAAAAGAACAUUGGACUCGGGUACUGAUAUUGCCUCCACUAGCUCAAGCCAGUCCUUCCAAGGCUUUGCCUCUUCUGAUAGUUCACUAAAAUCAAAUGCUCCUCACAAGUCAAAAGGCUCGAAUUUGAUUGCCAAGCUUAUGGGUUUGGAAGAAAUUCCCUCAGAAACCGUGCAGAUUAGUCCCCAGAAAAAGUUGGAGAGUAAAAAGAUUUCCUUUCAGAGAAGGCCUAUGUUUGAAAUUGAUAUGCCAAAGGCGAGGAAAUCUCAUUCUGCUGAUUAUAAGGUAGAUACAGAACAGAAGAAACUGAAAGAAAUAGUCAAAAGAUUUGAGAACAUGCAAUUUGAAAGGCUUGUGAAUGGCAAUUCUGAUGAAGGGGUUCAUCAACCAAAUGCAUGGAAAUUGGAAUUUGUUAAAGUUGAAUUGGAUAUGAUUCAUGAAGAUGAA
Camellia sinensis is the source of this 1032-nucleotide messenger RNA. NCBI's taxonomy places the organism in Eukaryota, Viridiplantae, Streptophyta, Magnoliopsida, Ericales, Theaceae. The record is from RefSeq and is a predicted model, not a curated record.